Messenger RNA from Salvia miltiorrhiza (redroot sage), 1137 nucleotides. RefSeq lists its product as uncharacterized. Gene Ontology annotation, molecular function: nucleic acid binding; RNA-DNA hybrid ribonuclease activity. The transcript has a single exon. The coding region runs from base 1 to 1137 and encodes 378 amino acids. The record is from RefSeq and is a predicted model, not a curated record. Lineage: Eukaryota; Viridiplantae; Streptophyta; Magnoliopsida; Lamiales; Lamiaceae.
AUGGAGAGGUUAGCCACGAUUACUCAGCCGACUGUUCUUUGGAAAAUGGCUACUAGCAUUUUACCUGCUGCUGAUCGUAUGGACACCCCUAUUUGGCCUCGGGACAACUUUAAUUCUUAUACGGUCAAAUCGGGAUACCUUCUGGCUUGCUCUUCUCGACAGCGCAACGAGGCCUCGUCUUCGUCAUUGUCUUCUUCCCCUUUAUGGAAGUGGAUUUGGAGUUUGGAUGUCAUCCCGAAAGUGAAACACUUCAUGUGGAGAUGUGUAACAGGGGCACUUCCUUCGACCAAAGCCCUCAUCCACCGUUCUAUUGAUGUGGAUCCCCUUUGCCGCCGGUGUGGUUUGACAAUGGAGACUCCGGAACAUGCACUCAGAGAUUGCGUUUGGGUCUCCUCUCUUUGGGAAAUGUCCCCGCUUCGGCUCCAACCUUUGCCUAGUGAUGAUAUCUGCCCCAUCGCUUCUUGGUUUGAUCGCAUUCGCCAGAAUCCGGUCAAGGAGGUUCACACUUUGUUUGCGUCGAUUGCCUGGGCCUGCUGGUACUCUCGGAACCUCCUUAUUUUCCAGGACAAAUCACUCUCUCAUGGUGAUUGUCUCUUGAUUGCGCAGCGAGCAGUUUGCUCGAAACCCUUACCUGAUCACCUACCGCUUGCCAGGAACAUUACUCUCCAGUGUUCUCGUGACUCUCAGUUCAAGAUUAAUUGUGAUGCUGCGUUUGAUGUGGGUCGUGGCUUUGGCUUUGGUGUGGUGAGUACGAACAAGGAUGGGACGUUGGUGGGUGGUCGUCAGGGGUUUAUCCCGGGGUUUUUCUCGGCGGAAAAAGGUGAGGCUAGAGCGAUUCUUGAAGGCCUGAUCAUGUGCAAAGAUAAGGGACUCGAAGACAUCAUCAUCGAGACUGACUGCCAAUCCUUAUUUUGGAGAUUACAGAACAGGAAGGAGGAUCGUUCUUCUCUUGGUGACUCUGUUGACAAGAUUUUAAGCUUGGCUGCCUCGCUUCGAAGCUGCUCCUUCAGCUGGACACCCCGUGAAGGCAACUAUAUAGCUGAUUGUUUAGCUAAAGUUUCUCUCCGUAACAAUGUGACUCAGUUUGUUUCUGAGGUCUCCCUUCUGUUUCUAAACUCUCUUCUUGCUGAUUUAUGA